Gongylonema pulchrum is the source of this 855-nucleotide messenger RNA. NCBI's taxonomy places the organism in Eukaryota, Metazoa, Nematoda, Chromadorea, Rhabditida, Gongylonematidae. The record is from the annotation of a GenBank genome assembly.
AUGAGUACCUUUUUAGGCUUCAAGUUUUCACUAAUUGGUGGGAAGCUGGCAACGGCUUCAAGUCUUCUGUUGCUUCUCGCUGAUCAUUUGGGCAUUGAUCCUGAAAUAUUUGGAGAAGUGUGUGCGCUGUGGAUGGUCUCAGAUCUGUUGGAGGUGCAGCUCAAGCCGCAUCACAAUCCUUAUGACAUACGCAAGAAUUGGCUACAGUUCUUGAGUCGAUUUACAAGUGUGGACGAGGAUGAAGCAAGUGACGAUGAGCCUCUUCUAAUGCUGAAAAGAAAUGUGCAACUCUCUGUUGAGCGAGAAGUGCAGGUGUUGGAAAAAGACUACGCGAACGAUACACUGACGGAGAUACUGUACACCAGCGCAAAGCAAGAAGUACUGGACGGACGCUAUUUGUGCGACAUCGAUGUCAGCAUAAAUUUGGCAGCUUUACAAAUGGCUGUUGAAAUCGAGCCGGGGGAGGACGUGCAUCAGUUGCUGCUCGGAGAUCAACUAGCGAUGUAUUUUCCAUCGAAACAUCGGCACUGUGUUCGGUCAGUUUGCUUUUUUGGCUUUCCCGUCAUAGGCUGCAAAGGACUGGAAGCAAAAAUACAACAAGAAUAUAACGACACAAAGCUGAAAUUCGAGAGCAAGCAUGCUUGUCGAAAAGCAUAUCUUGAAAUUGUUCGCGAAACACCGUUUUAUGGAUUUGUGCAGCGAAAGCUUACCUUUUUCAGGGCUGCAUUUUUCCGUGGCCAUGUCGAGCGACCGCGAGGAACCUCUUUGAAAGAAAUUAAGAAAAUGAUACUUUCGGUUACUCUGCCAGAUAUACCGGUAAUUUUCGUACCGUUUUUAAAAUUCGAAAAUUUAUGA